Messenger RNA from Musa acuminata AAA Group (dessert banana), 2295 nucleotides. RefSeq names its product remorin 4.1-like. Bases 497 to 1762 code for a protein of 421 amino acids. NCBI's taxonomy places the organism in Eukaryota, Viridiplantae, Streptophyta, Magnoliopsida, Zingiberales, Musaceae. The record is from RefSeq and is a predicted model, not a curated record. The transcript has 6 exons.
UCUAAUCACUCGCCUUAUCUUUCUCUCUUUUCCUCUCUGAGCUCAAGGACUGCUAUCUGAGACUCCCAAACCAAACCUGCUACAUGGGUCCCCCGCCGCAUCGAUUUUGCUGCGGAACUUUUCGUCCCGUCGUGUUGCUUCCGCUCCGAUUCGUUGCCUUUUCUUGUAAUCAUUCGAGCUUGAAAUGACCAGAGAUGGAGUCUACCGUAAAGAUCACUUCUUGGGGGCUUGGAUGGGGAUUUCUUAUGGUUUUAGUUGGAUUUGUGGUUUAAAUUUGGUGUUUUGCGGUUCAGAGCGGUGGAUUCUCCCCUAAGAAGUUGCGGGCGAUGCUGCUUGGAGUGGAGAAGAGGAGGAAGGAAGAGGAGGAGCUCGAAUCGAAGACUUCUUUGAGAUCCGAACCCUCUGAGUUCGAUGACGGGAAAUGCUUUGGUGAAAUCUUGCAGGGGCCAGUGCGGCGGAUAGCUGCAAGGAUGUAGAGUGCUCCACCUCGUCGGAGAUGGCGAGCGGCCACAGAUCGAGAGAUCACGCGAUGGGGUUUCCGAGGGUUAAGUCACAAGAAGAGGACUCUUUCGAAGCGGAGAAUGUGUCAUCUGGCUUCGAGUUCCAGAAGGCGGAGCGAACGCCGCCGCACCGGUUGACGGCUGCAGCAGCGUUCGUGCCGCCGUUCUCGAAGCCGGCACCGUCGAAAUGGGACGAUGCACAGAAGUGGAUUGCGAGCCCCACAUCGAACCGAGGUGGGAGUAAGGCCGGUGGAGGGCACGCGAGGAGGGGAGGUUUGGCGGGAUACGUCAGCCGACAGGCUGCGGCGAAGGUUGUUUUGAAUGUCGUAGAGGAAGCAGACACUAAGAGGGUGGACGGGAGCCAAGCGAAGAAGGAAAUCAGUGGGAUUAAGAGCGUGAAUUGGGUUGGAGAGCCUCAUCCUCGUUUGGAUUUAGGGGUGAAGCCUACGGUUGUGGUGGAGAAUCCUGUGGUUGAUUCUGCUGUGAAUCUUAGUUGGCAUGAUUCAUCCACAUCUAUUCAGAGUGCAACUGCAUUUAUGACACCCGCACCAACUGUUAGGUCUGUAUCCAUGAGAGAUAUGGGCACAGAAAUGACUCCUAUUGCAAGUCAGGAGCCUUCUCGCACAGGAACUCCCGCGGGAGCAACUUCACCACUUUACAGCCCAACUUCUUCCCGGCCAGCAACUCCACAAAGAAGAGCUCCAGUUUCAACCCAGACUGACUCAGCUGACUGCCAUGACGAUUUGAACGAUAAGGAGAUGUCCGAAAAGGAGCUACAAAGGAAAACUAGGAGGGAAAUAAUGGUGCUAGGCCAAAAAUUGGGCAAGACAAACAUAGCUGCAUGGGCCAGCAAGGAAGAAGAUACUGAUGCAUCAAUUUCAACUAUGACUGUGUCGAAGGAUCAGCCAGACAAAAGUGUCAUCGAAGUGCGUGCAGCAGCCUGGGAAGAAGCAGAAAAGACCAAGUAUCUUGCUAGGUUUAAACGAGAAGAGAUCAAGAUCCAAGCAUGGGAAAAUCAUCAAAAAGCUACGAUUGAAGCUGAAAUGAGGAAGAUUGAGGUAGAGGUGGAAAGAAUGAGGGCCUGUGCACAUGAGAAGUUAAUGAACCAGCUAGCAGCUGUAAGACACAAGGCUGAAGAUAAACGUGCUGCGGCCGAAGUCACAAGGAAUCAGCAAGCUUCCAAAACUGCUCAGCAAGCAGAGUACAUCAGAAGAACAGGUCGAAUUCCUUCUUCAUUUUCCUGCUGGAGUUGGUGCUCCUAGUGCACCUCAGUUUGAAGGAACAAUCCAAGUUUAGUGUGACAAGAAGAAGUUUUCUCGGCUCGACAAUGCUGUAGUCUCAGAUAUGCCCGUAUCUUUAUAGAAUAUGAUGUGAAUGGAGAAUGAGUAGGCAAUGACCCCAUUAAAGAAACCAAGAGUGGAAUGUCUUCUUCAUGGAUAUCAUCACAGCAAUCUCUUCUGGGUGGUGUUAUCGAACUGUCGAAAGUUCUACUGACACGGGGGAAGCAGGUCACAUCUUCCUGUCCUCUCUGGUCUGUCAUACAGUGGAGGUGCAGUGUCGUCACAACGAAGAGCUUAUUUUGUCGUUCAAGCCAUUCUCAUUCCAACAUAUAUACCUCUGUCAUCCAAUCUGCAGCUUUUAGACACUUAAAGAUAAUUGAGAAUUAAUAAGAUGAUUAAUUCAGGAAGAAGGAUUCUGAUGUGUUGAUACAAAGUAACAUAAUAACAUUCUAUUACCAGUCAAAUAAAACUGUGUCCUUAGGUUAAAUUCCAAGGAUACUUCUCACUGUUACUUA